Entrophospora sp. SA101 is the source of this 375-nucleotide messenger RNA. The record is from the annotation of a GenBank genome assembly. NCBI's taxonomy places the organism in Eukaryota, Fungi, Glomeromycota, Glomeromycetes, Entrophosporales, Entrophosporaceae.
AUGUCACGUACUCAACAAAAACUAUGGUUACAAAGACAAUAUUAUCAGGAAGAUAAUGAAAAUUGUUUGAAACACCCUAAAAAUCAAGCAAAAUUAACCAAAGUGACAGAAAGAAUUAAUAGAGAACAUGGAGCUAUUACAUUGUAUAGAGAUCCAAUGAUUGAAAGUUUACAUAGAGUUUUUAACAGAUAUGCUCAAGAACAUCCGGAAGUUCUAGAGGAUGAUUUUGGAGUAGGAUAUGAAGAUGCAAAAGAAUGGCACUUGGUUUCUGAUUGUGGGAAAAAUUUGGAUAAUUCUGCACAUUCUAUUUUAAGUGUAGAAACUUUAACAACGGCUGAUCCAGCUAACAACAACACUUCUCAAAAUUUAAGAUAA